AUGGAAUUAGAUGCUAUAGAUACCUCCGAGGCGGUUCUACCGCAGCCGCCAUUCCCCACGGGCGAUGUGGAGGAGGACUAUGGCGAGGAUAUCGAAUACGACGAUGACCUAGAAGCUAUCCUGCAAGCUGCAGAGUCGCAAGUCGGUCUGCGAUCAUCCUCGCCGUCUAGCUCGGACCCUCGGAUGGUAAGGCUCGACAGCAAAGGCGAGGCUGUCACCGCACUCUCCACCGUCCUCGAGUCCGGGCCGAUGGACAUAGAAGAUACGCCGGCGCCGCUUCUCUCCCCGUUCGAGCGGUUCAGGCGGCACAAGUAUCUCAGCGUCAGUGAUCUGGUGGGAACAGUAUGGUGCGAAGUACAGUACGAUUACCGCUUGCGCACCCUUCCAUAUCUUCCGCCUGAUAAGCGACCAGCCGUCAUCACCUCGGAUAAGGGCAAGGAGAUUGCCGUUAACAAAGUGAAAGAGGCAGGGAGAGAACGGAUAGUCCGGCGAGGCCAGACGAUUCAUAAGCGGCUAGAGAGGGAGAUACACCCCGAGGAGAUCGUCGUAGUCACUGAUAGUAGGGAAGAAGUAUGGGGGUUGAGAUUCCUCAACAUGCUAGCGGCCAUGGAAGCGCUCAUUACGCUCGGCACAUGUCGUGAAGUCCCUGUUGUCGGAUUCGUUGGGGGUAUGCUUGUGACUGGUAUUAUUGACGAGCUGCAGCGCAAACCUAUCGACAAGUCUGCCGACCAGCCUCAGACCAGGUCGACCCGCCAGACCGCUCUCACCUCCUUCUUUUCGCCCACCAAGCCCCGUCCCCAGCCGACUAUCACCGAACGUCCCAGGACGCACAAGGUCUACGUGUCCGACUCCAAAACUCGGGCAAAGGACAGCUUGCCCAAGGAGGAAGACACCCUAGCCGGACAGCUCCAGUGCAUGAUGUACAAAGAGCUAUUGGACGCAAUGCUCCUCUCGGCGUCCACCAGCGGAUCCGUGGCGAGCAUCUCCUCUAUAAGCGGCGGCGGGCUCAGCGAAGAACCCACCGCAAGUACCAGCAAUCGGCCCUCCGCCAGACCCCUCGCCUUUGACUCGGUCUUCCGUCAUCUCUCAAUAGAUCCGGCGGAACCCUUCUCGGACCGCUUUUUAUCGCAAAGCGUUCCCAUAAUCGCCGGGAAUGGUCUACGGAUGGGCGCGUCCAGCGCACGCAACCUCAGCGAUAUGGUCGUCGUCUGGGAGCGGUACGUCGUCGAGCUCGGCCUCGGUACCCCUUCGUCGCCCUCUACCGUGGGCCCGUCCUCGCCAGCAAAGUCUGCCAAAGCAAAGGGCAAGGCGAAAGCGGACGAUAACGGCGGACGUACCGAAACGAGACUGGAGUUGGUCUAUCGUCGAGCUGGGCAGAAGAAGACCAAAGGGAAGAGCAAGCGAAGACGGCAAGAUAAGAUGGCGGAUGAUGGGGAUGACGAGAUGGCGGAGGCCGAGCCUGGAGUGAAAGAAAAGGCGGAAGAAGCGAGGGUCGCCGAAGAAGAGCGGCUCGUCCAGCUCGCUAUCGAGGAGUCACUCAAGACUGCUCCACAAUUCCAGGAGGAGGCAGCUGGGUCCGAGGAAGUCCUCAGCGACCCACCACGCCCCGCGGACAGAAUAGACGGUACCCCUCUGGCGGAUGUACACGUAAUACUCGCCGCCGGGGAGCUGCCGUUGUCGAUCGUCCGACCGUCGAGCCAGCUCAGCGAGUACCACAUGGACCGCACAUCCGACGAGGAACGGGAGGACGCUGAGAUCGCUUGGGCGGUGGAGAUGAGUCUGGUGGAUGCUCAGCUGGAUGAUACGCCCGGCGAGGUGGCCGUACCGCUGUCACAGCGGAGCGAUGUCCCUGCUCCACCCCCUGCGCCCGUCGUGGAUCCUUCCCCUCAAGCGAGCCCCGGCACCGCGAGAAGCCGUUCUUCUUCUCCUACUCCCCCUCCAUCCACUGGAACGACGUCCGGCUCCAUCAUAGGCCGACACCGCUUCCAACACAAUACUGAACUGCUGGAGCGGCACUUGGCUUCGAUUCUGCAGUAUUGGCAUGGCCAGAGGGAGCCCAUCGGGGUGCAACUGAAGGAUACGGGUCGAUGUGGGUGGUGCGAGUUUGAGGAGGGCUGCGAGUGGAGAUCAAAGAAGGCCGAGGAGGAUUGGCAGAGGCGUCAGAUCAUGAAGGAGAAUUCGCAACGCUGA
Molecule: messenger RNA, 2190 nt
Organism: Dioszegia hungarica
Lineage: Eukaryota; Fungi; Basidiomycota; Tremellomycetes; Tremellales; Bulleribasidiaceae
Product: exonuclease V a 5' deoxyribonuclease-domain-containing protein
Exons: 7
Coding region: 1-2190 (729 amino acids)
Biological process (GO): interstrand cross-link repair
Cellular component (GO): nucleus; mitochondrion
Molecular function (GO): single-stranded DNA 5'-3' DNA exonuclease activity
Source: RefSeq, a predicted model, not a curated record